This is a messenger RNA of Xenopus laevis (African clawed frog), 3078 nucleotides long. It is a transcript of the gene ppp6r3.S, whose product is annotated as protein phosphatase 6 regulatory subunit 3 S homeolog. Gene Ontology annotation, molecular function: protein phosphatase regulator activity; protein phosphatase binding. The record is from RefSeq and is marked provisional. Gene Ontology annotation, cellular component: cytosol; nucleus. NCBI's taxonomy places the organism in Eukaryota, Metazoa, Chordata, Amphibia, Anura, Pipidae.
GAAUUAGGUUAUUGGUCACUUCAGGAUUUAAAAUUGGCAGUCGGACAGAAAUUCAGAGACAGAUUCAAAACAACCCGAUGUAGCAGGACACCCUGUAAUGGGCCAGGAGUUGAAAAAUCUUAUCGUUUUAUUUUCUUAAUUUUUUUUAAAAUUAUUUUUAACAGGACAGCAAUUCAUGCAGCAGGACAUCUUUGCAUUUUGCUUUUCUUAACUUCUUUUAAAAAUGUUAUGUUAUUUCCCAUCAGUCCAGUAUGUUUUGGAAAUUCGACCUACAUUCGUCAUCUCACAUAGACACCCUUUUGGAAAGAGAUGAGGUGACACUAAAGGAAUUGAUGGACGAGGAGGACAUACUGCAAGAAUGCAAAGCUCAGAAUCGGAAGCUUGUGGAGUUUUUAUUAAAAUCUGAAUGCUUAGAAGACUUGGUGACUUUCAUAACCGAGGAACCACCCCAAGACAUGGAUGAGAAGAUCAGAUACAAGUAUCCUAAUUUGUCUUGUGAGCUGCUAACCUCUGAUGUGUCACAGAUAAACGACAGACUAGGAGAAGAUGAAACUUUACUCAAGAGACUAUACGCCUUUCUUUUAAAUGAUCCUCCCCUCAAUCCUUUGCUCGCCAGCUUCUUCAGCAAAGUCUUAAGCAUUUUAAUCAGCAGGAAACCAGAACAGAUUGUGGCAUUCUUAAAGAAAAAAGAUGACUUUGUCAACCUGAUCAUAAAACAUAUAGGAACCUCUGCAAUUAUGGACUUGCUGCUACGACUUCUUACGUGUAUCGAGCCACCACAACUCCGACAAGAUGUCCUAAAUUGGUUAAAUGAAGAGAAGAUCAUUCAAAGGCUUGUAGACAUUGUUCACCCAUCACAGGAUGAAGAUAGGCACUCAAAUGCUUCACAGUCGCUCUGUGAGAUUAUACGUCUGAGCAGAGAUCAGAUGCUACAAGUACAGAACAGCUCAGAGCCAGAUCCAUUGCUUGCCACUCUGGAAAAUAAAGAAAUUUUAGAGCAACUUUUAUCGAAUAUAUUUUUGAAAGAGAAAAACGAAUCUGCCAUAGUCAGCGCAAUACAGAUUUUGCUGACUUUAUUAGAAACCAGAAGACCGGCAUUUGAAGGCCAUAUAGACCUUUGCCCUCCUGGAGUGAACCAUUCAGUGUUUUCAGUCAAUAAAAAUGUUCUGGCAGCUAUUCAAGAAAGACUUCCAUCUUUUCACCAGCUCCUUCUGGACCCUCCAAAGACUGGUGUAAUGAAGACAACGUGGGGAAUUCUUGAUCCUCCUGUAGGGAAUACCAGGUUAAAUGUGAUCAGGUUAAUAGCAAGUUUACUCCAGACCAAUACACAUACAAUCAACGAGGAACUUAUUGAGCUGAACACAAUGGGAGUUAUACUGGACAUGUUUUUCAAAUACUCUUGGAACAAUUUUCUUCACACCCAAGUAGAAAUCUGCAUUGCACUCAUACUUGCCAGCCCUGGUGACUCUCCAGAGCACAGCACAAUUAGUGAGGAGAACUCCGCUGGAGACCAUGUUCUUUUAAAGCAUCUCUUCCUGAAAUGCCACUUAAUAGAUCGAAUACUUGAAGCUUGGGCCAUGAACGAAAAAAGACAGUCUGAAGGAGGACAGAGGUACGGCUACAUGGGUCACUUAACGCGAAUAGUAAACUGCAUCGUUCAUAGUAUAGAGAAGGGGCCAAACAGUGUUCUAGCCCACCAGCUUGUCAAAGAUUUGCCAACUGAUGCCCAGGAAAGAUGGGAAACUUUUUGCACAAGUUCACUGAGUGAAACAAACAAGAGAAACACAGUGGACCUGGUUACAACAAGACAUAUCCACUCCUCCAGCGACGAUGAAAUUGAGUUUAAAGACCCUGGCUUCUCACAAGAUUCUGCCAUACAGCAGUUUGGCUUCAAUGAUGAGAAGUUUGCUGACCAAGAUGACAUCGGGAACGUCUCAUUUGAUCGAGUGUCCGACAUCAACUUCUCCCUUAAUGCGAAUGAAAGCGCUAACAUCGCUCUGUUUGAGGCCUGCUGCAAAGAGAGAAUACAACAGUUUGAUGACGGUGGAUCAGAUGAGGAAGACAUCUGGGAAGAGAAAAAUAUUUCCUACUCACAAGAAACACAAAGGAGGUCAAGCUCAGGAAGCACAGACAGCGAAGAGAGCACAGAUUCCGAAGAGGAAGAAACCAUUAAGCAGGGAUUUGAGUCAAGCACAGUUAACCACGAAGACAAAAUGGAAGUUGAUGCUAAUGAAGCAAGCAACUGGACUGCAAACUUCGACAUACCAAUGGAAACGGCACAUGUAGCAAACCUGGACUCUGAUGGUUCUGAUGUAUGGAGCACAGAAGAGCCUUUGUCUUCUAAAGAAACUGACUGGGCUUCUUUUUCUCAACUCACAUCUCCAAUUAAUACAAAAGAGUCUGUAAGAAGUAGUUCUCCUGUCGAAAUGGAAACAAGCACAGAGCCAGUGGAUCCUCUUAGUGUAAAUGCGUCCGCACAAACCGAAGUUACUGUUGCUAUGGAUGCAGUUUCUGACGGGGAAGAGGAAGGGGAAAAUGCCGAUCAGAUGACAGAAACUGUGAUGAAUGGCAGCAUGAAAGAAACGCUCAGCCUUACCGUAGAUGCAAAAACAGAGACCGCUGUUUUUAAAAGUGAGGAAGGAAAACUGACUACCUCUCAUGAUUCAGCUUGUAAAUAUGGUGUAGUGGAAAACUCUGACACAGCAAUGGAAAAUCCUCCUUCACAGCCCAGUAGUAGCAGUCAAGAACAGAGAAUCUCGGAACAAAUCGCGUUAGAUGGAGCUUCAGCAAAUGGGCCAGUAUGAUGCGAUACCUGUUGCCAAGUUGAAGACUGCUGACUGAUAUCCACAGGGGAUUUAAAUAGCCGACUUGAGGAUUUCGGGGGAAAAAUGCCUGUCAAAGCCAGUCACUGCUGCACUAACUUUGCAAGGGAUCAGGACCAGCAACAUUUUUUUUUUUUUUUCCCUUUUUUGAUUUUAAGGUGUUGUACAGUGUAAAAACAAAAACAAAAAAAAAAAACCAAUCGCACAUUGACAAAUAAGACUUUUUGUGUAUGUUUAUAUUGUAUUGUUCUAAAAA